GCUGAAUGUAAGUACGCGGGGUGAAUAUGCAGAUCAUUGCGUAAGAAACAAAACAAAGGAAAGUGUCAGCGCUGGCGGUUACUAGAAAAGCCGUUGCUGGGCAACACAAUGGUCGUAUCCAAACAACAAGCAGUGCUCUAUAUAGUCCCUCAGCCACUAGGCCCGCUCAUCUUCCCUAUUCCCCUCACGACUCAUCAGUUCCGCCAUCAUGCCCGAGCAAGCCCAACCUGCAGCUGCGAAGUCGAAGCAUAGUCAUGCGGCGUCGCAGGCGCAGCCCGCACCGCGCAAGGUCCGCUUCAACGUCGGAUCGCAAUAUCAGGUCCUAGAUGUCGUCGGCGAGGGGGCAUACGGUAUCGUCUGCUCUGCAGUACACCGACCUAGUGGGCGUAAGGUCGCCAUCAAGAAGAUCGCGCCGUUCGACCACUCGAUGUUUUGCUUGCGGACGCUGAGAGAGCUGAAGCUGUUGAAGUUCUUGAGUGAGGCGGGGGUCAGCGAAAAUAUCAUCUCAAUCCUAGACAUCAUCAAGCCACCAUCGAUAGAUCAGUUUAAGGAAGUGUAUUUGAUCCAAGAACUCAUGGAAACCGACAUGCACCGCGUCAUCCGUACGCAGGACCUCUCCGACGACCACGCUCAAUACUUCAUCUACCAAACCCUCCGAGCGCUCAAGGCGCUACAUUCCGCCGACGUCAUUCACCGUGACCUCAAACCGUCUAACCUGCUGUUGAAUGCGAACUGCGACCUCAAGGUGUGCGACUUCGGGCUGGCCCGCUCCGUGAAGACCGCGGAACCCUCGGGCACGGAAACGGGCUUCAUGACCGAAUACGUCGCUACACGGUGGUACCGCGCGCCCGAGAUCAUGCUCACGUUCAAGCAGUACACCAAGGCGAUCGACAUUUGGUCUGUCGGCUGCAUCCUCGCGGAGAUGCUGUCGGGCAAGCCGCUUUUCCCGGGGCGCGACUACCACCACCAGCUAACACUCAUCCUCGACGUCCUCGGCACGCCGACGCUCGACGAGUUCUAUGCGAUCACGACCCGCCGCUCGCGCGACUACAUCCGCGCUUUGCCCUUCCGCAAGCGCAAGCCAUUCGCGCAGCUUUUCCCGAACGCAAAUCCGCUCGCGGUCGACUUCCUCACGCGUAGCUUGACGUUCGACCCCAAAAAGCGUAUCACGGUUGAGGAGGCGCUCGCGCAUCCUUAUCUCGAGGCAUACCACGACCCCGAGGACGAGCCAGUCGCGCCGCCCCUCGAUCCAGAGUUCUUUGAGUUCGACCUUCACAAGGACGACAUCAGCCGCGAGCAGCUGAAGGAACUCCUGUACGAUGAGAUCAUGUCAUUCCGUCCCCCGCCUAUGGUGUGA
Messenger RNA from Postia placenta MAD-698-R-SB12, 1357 nucleotides. RefSeq lists its product as hypothetical. The transcript has 7 exons. NCBI's taxonomy places the organism in Eukaryota, Fungi, Basidiomycota, Agaricomycetes, Polyporales, Adustoporiaceae. Gene Ontology annotation, biological process: protein phosphorylation; intracellular signal transduction. The coding region runs from base 209 to 1357 and encodes 382 amino acids. The record is from RefSeq and is a predicted model, not a curated record. Gene Ontology annotation, cellular component: cytoplasm; nucleus. Gene Ontology annotation, molecular function: MAP kinase activity; ATP binding.